This is a messenger RNA of Sycon ciliatum, 4743 nucleotides long. RefSeq lists its product as uncharacterized. The coding region runs from base 197 to 3331 and encodes 1044 amino acids. NCBI's taxonomy places the organism in Eukaryota, Metazoa, Porifera, Calcarea, Leucosolenida, Sycettidae. The record is from RefSeq and is a predicted model, not a curated record. The transcript has 2 exons.
CGUCGUUGUGUACGAAUGCUGGGAGUUUUGCGGUGUGUACUACAAAUGUCAUGAAGUGAGCAGUCAUAUCGAUGCAUCGAAGCUUCUCUCUGGAAGGUUGAUGGCACUGUACUUCUUGCUGGGACGAAAAGCUGUGUUGUAGAGCUGUUCUAUUCAGGAGAGCGUAUCAAAUGUGACUCGAAGCUAGCCUGUGGGCAUGUCGAGCGCCAAGAAAUUCGUGGACCCGGAAUGGGAUCUGAUGAUGGAGCAACGCGGGCUGUCGAGAAAGCAGGUUCGCCGGAAGACCGGUUUGAGCAAUUUCUUCGGCCUGAACGCCCAGCAGACGGAUGCAGUGCUGAGAACGAAGACGAUACCGCCAGAAGAAACUGACGUGUCUCCUGUCCUAGUAAAAUUGGGCGCGGGUGAAGUCCUGGAAUUCAGUGCUCUGCCGAAAGCGGAGGCCGACAUAGAUUUGGAAAAUGGCCAGCGGCCUCGCUCGAGCACGUUUACCAGUGGAACGUGGAGUCGUAUGCUCAAGAUGAACAGUAAUACUAGCGGCAGUAAAAUGGACGUAACUCAUAAACCUGGUUCUUCUCCAACCAGUCCCAAGCGAGGAUCUGGAGUAGCGUCCUUGCUCAAGUACAGUUUUCGCAAGGACCGUGACCCGCGCUGUCAGCAGACGCUGCAGCAGCAACAGCCGGAGCUGGAGUCGGGCGUCCAUUCCUGGUUCUCGGACAUGCCGCCCGGUCACGCGGCUGCAGAGGCCGAGCGAGGACGACGGCAGACCGUUUCCGAGGGUGGUCUAUCGGCGCGUGAUCCAGCCACGCGGAUGACACUGGCACCCACCUUCACUCCGCCGCCAACAAGACGGGCGCGUGGCGGAGAAGAAGAGAUCAAGCUGACGCCAGGCAGUAUUUCCAUACCCUCGGCGUUGUCAUGCCAACGUUCAUCCAGCGUUCACGUAAUGUCAUCGUCUUGCGGCAACACCAAGACCCAGGGAGCAGAAUCGCGGACAUUGAGCAAGAGUGUCGCAGCUCUGGCGCGAAAAGCAACACCACCGUAUCCGAAGCAUGGAGCACCGCAUUCGCAAUGCCAACAGCAGGCAUCGCUCUCAGCGCAGUGUUCAAGCAGCAGUACGGCGUCAAGCGUCUCGUCAUCGGCACUUUUCGCUAGACGAGCAAGCCCCGGGCAAGCAGCAGCGCCGGUCUCGUCAUCGACCGCAUGCUCCUCACCUCCACCACUCCCGGCAACUACAGCAGCCGUGUCCUUGUCGUUCCAGAGCAAGCCAGAGACCAGUGGUGGCGGCGGCGGUGCAAGCAGCAGCAGCAGCAGCCUGUCGCAGUCGUGCUGUCGCCUCAGGCAAAAUCUUGCUGAUAUUCGUCAGCAGGACUUUGCCAUUCUCACCACACUGCUGAAACUACGCGGUGAGAUUCGCGACCUGAACUCAGUCAGUGCCUCGUUCGAGAACGACGCAUGCCUUGAGUCGUCCUCGCUCUUCACGAUAUCGUCCGAGGGCAUGGUGACGCGGCAAGCGAGCAACAUGACCGUGACGGGGACCAUCAGCGAUGCGUUCCUGCCAGUCAGCAGCAAUACCAGCAUACACGGUGGGCACGACAAGCUUGUCAUGCCGGGAUUGGCCACGCUGUCUUUAACCGCCGUCACGUCGUCCACUGCCCAGCCGAGUUGUAACGGUAGCUACACCGUCGCUUCUGCUGCCGAUCGCCAAGACAUAGCACAGCAUAGCGAUGAUGACGAUGAUGAUGAUGGUUACAAAUGCGAUCCUGCUGACGAUAAUUUCUUUCAGGAAUGCGGCGACAACGAUUUUGGCGGCGGCUUUGGAAUCAGGCCGCCACCUCACCUGCUCGAGUUUCUCUUGCACUCGGAGCCGCUGAGCUGGACGUCAACAACGAGUGCAGCAGCCGUACCCUCCUCAUGCAGUGGUGGCUCGCAGCGAUCCUCGUGCAGCUCCCUGACGAGCCCAUCGUCCGAGUCCGAGCAGGAUGACUCGCUGUUCGCUCCGUUUGACGACGGCUUGAGCACACCCGAGCGUCGUGUUGAGCAGCAACUGCCCAACUUCCGAGUACAGCUGCUCGGCUCGGAUUCGGAACACACGCUUGUCAACGAGGUGGGAGCAAUAAGCAUGCAGGAGCCUAUCCCGGAGGAGCCUAACCUUGACGGUGACAUGGACUCGGAUACGGCACGAGCCAGUUCGCUCCGAGCUCUUGAUGAGGACAAGCUAGAAGGUCUUGACACCAUGCCGGACACACACACGCUGCUGGCCCGAUCCAGAGCAUCGCUGGUCGAUCGCUGUCAUUCGGCCACUUCGGCACGAGGCUCGCUGGACAUGGGCGAACCGCGCAGCGCUCCGGCGCGUUUCUUCUCUAUGUCUGCGGCCCCACUGCCUGUUAACCAAUCCUUCUCUGCCUACAUCGAUAUUAACCAGGAGGGCCGCAUCAGGACCGGCACAAGCACUACCAGCAUAUCACCGUCGUCGUCAAACUGCGGUAGACAUUCUGGAGAUCGUCAGGUUCCGUGGGAGGAUUCCGACGAUGCCGAGGCGAGCGGUGUCAAUCGUGCGCUGACGCGAGACCGGGCCAAGACAAUAGCGCGACGCCGAGCCCAGCAGAUGCGAGUUUCCGGUCAGACCAUGAACUGUGCCAGCGAAAUGGACAUUACCGCGGAAAUCACCGGGUCCUUAGACCAGUGUUGUGAUGAUGCGGCUGGUGGCGGCGACGGAGAACAAGGGAAGGAGAACCUUGAUGUCACUGGCAGCACUGGUGUGGGAAAGUCUGGCGGAGGCAAUGGCAGCAGCAGCGGUAUUGGGGAUAUGAUUCAGCGUCUCUCUCGCCGCGGCAGCCAGAUGCGAUCAGCCGGCGACAUGAUGCGCCGCUCGACUAGCACACGACUGCCGUCUCUAUCGGGCGGUGGUAAUCCAGACAGCGGACGGCGCAAGAGUGGCGUCAGCACCACCGCCACCCCCAGGCACACGGACGGCGCAGCCGCCACUGCGGACUGUCACAAGAGCAGCACCUUCUCAUACUCGCUGCGCGAGAAACGUGCUCACUCGCCGCACUCUGCUCGCGCCAGCCCCAACUGCGACGAAUCGCUCGAGCACCAGCAGCAUCGGCCCCGCGAGCGGCGCCUGUCCGAUCAGCAGUCCCUGGCACAGCUCGACCUGGUGAAGCCCAGCACGAGGAUGCCCUCUCGCCAGCUGUCCUGUGAAGCUGCUCCCAGCCGAGAGUCCAGUCACACUCGGUCGCCCUCUUUGAGAAUACGGAGUGACAUGCCGCGUAUCCUCAACUAUGGCUCGUUCCGCAGCAAGCUGAAAAGGAAGCAGCCGCCGUCCACUUGAGAACAUGAGUAUUGUAAGUCAUAAUUAUCGUCCGCUUGCCAGAAAUGGCUGCUGCUGCUGCUCCUGGAGCCUGGCGUCUGUUUGAUCUCAACAAAGGCGGCUUUGUUUUGCUGAAGUGUUCCUAACCGUUGCAGCGCCGGUUGGGUCCAUGUCUCCCCUGCCCCGCACCGGCCAUUGAGCAAUGGCGUGUUUGCUGUGCUGGCUACAGCAGCAACCCUUUCUUCACCUAUGAUAAUGCCCGUGAGUGUGUGCGACAGAUGGCAUAGUGAGUGACUGCCAUGAACCAUACUGUGAAGCAGAAAAGGCCACGAGUAUGUUUUGAUCCCGAAUAUUCUGUAUGGCAAUGGGUCUGAAGUGCUAAUGUAACCACAUCAGUCCGCUAACUUCCUUCAUCUGUCAGCUCAGAGAGUACACAGUUUCGGUAGAAUGUUCUAUAUCUAUAUUUCAACUUGAUUGGUCUGAACGGUGUUCCGCUUUCGACCGGAGCACACCUGGAGUGUAUCCACCCGGUGUAUGUGUGUGUGUGUGUGUGUGUGUGUGUGUGUGUGUGUGUGUGUGUGUGUGUGUGUGUACGCCGCCUUCCAUAUCAUCCACGCAGUGGCAUUGUUGAUUCCGUGUGAGCUUGGCAGAGGCAGGCAUACAGCAUACGGUGUGUGUGCCGUACAUGCCUCUCUGGCACUACUGACUUCAUCUUGCAUAGUUAUACACCACCGUAAUCAUAUUAUUUUCUCCAACGCUACAGAGAAGGUACUCGGACUGACUACAGACCACCUCCACACCCCUAUUCUUAUGUCUGCCACUACUUACCCACUUUUUCUACCGCUUUUCUCUAUUUUCUUCUAGUUUUUAGAAAGAGAGAGUUCUGUUUCAUCUGCCUUUCCCCGAAGCAGACUAUACCUGCUUCUGUCUGAAACCGCACGCCUGUGCUCCUUUUUCUUGCUCCUUUUUUCCCGUACUGAGAGGCCCGCUUAGUUUUUGUGCAAUAGUCUCCAGAACAGCGCUGGUUGGAAUUCUUGCCGUGCUUCCAGAAACUCCUGCGCUCCAGCACGCACACGUGCAUUUUUCACCCGUCUACAUUUCUGCCACGUUGAUGCAAUCGCGUGGCUAAUUAUCCGCAAUGUUUCAGCCUAGCCCCUGCUAGGCACACUGUGGCUACAAGUUAGUUUUUUCUUAAUUUUAAUGAUGUUUUUACCAUUAAUUUUUUUUCCGCUCUGCUGGCUCUGAGCAUGUUGGUUAUCAAUGAUAGAAUUCACAACAGUACAUGUAGUACGACAACACUAUUGUAAUUGUUUGUUUGUUUGUUUGUUUGUUUUUCAUCAGGGGGCCCUAUAUGUAUAGGGUUCCUGGGGUUUUAUUUUUUUUAUCACAUCACAUCCCAUAAGUACUUUGGAUCUGUAUGCUCUGGCAGCUUA